Engraulis encrasicolus (European anchovy) is the source of this 1449-nucleotide messenger RNA. It is a transcript of the gene rhno1, whose product is annotated as RAD9-HUS1-RAD1 interacting nuclear orphan 1. NCBI's taxonomy places the organism in Eukaryota, Metazoa, Chordata, Actinopteri, Clupeiformes, Engraulidae. The record is from RefSeq and is a predicted model, not a curated record. Gene Ontology annotation, cellular component: chromosome; nucleus. The transcript is spliced from 3 exons. Gene Ontology annotation, biological process: DNA damage checkpoint signaling; recombinational repair; cellular response to ionizing radiation. Bases 161 to 1177 code for a protein of 338 amino acids.
AUCAAAUCAUUUUUCACUUGAAUACGGAAGCAUGCAUAAUAAUGGAAAGUGCAACGAAGCCUUAAACUAGUCUUUGUUUCAAGACUCGGCAUAAUCAACAAUAUCACGGUGAAACAUAUGAGGUGCUAAACAUACAUCCUUCGGGUCAUGAUGACAUCUGAUGUCCCGCAACACGCGAAAGAGGAGGUUGCAUAACCCAAACAAGAGUCGGCUAACUUUUGUUGAAGCACCCAUCAGCGGGGACAUACAUCAGUAUGGGCCACAACUACGAAGUGCCAUUAACCCAAGGUCGUUUAUAUCCGAGGAGCCCCGUCAGAAUGGCACAGCAUGGGUGUCACCCCAGUUUGACCAGAUUCGAGUCCCUGAUGUGGUGCCAAGGAGGACUAGGAGGUGCCAUUCACAAUCUACAACCACAACAACCACAAGACACAAUUCAACAUGUACAAACGUGAGAAAGUCAGCUGCUAGUAAAUACCCCCCAUUAGCAUUUGACACUGGUGGCGCUGAGAGAGUGCAUGGCAAGAAGAGACGGUUACUUAGAGGGGCUAAGAUGGCACCAGUGCCUGAGUCAAACCCAGCUUCCUGUGGGCCAGGUCCCUCAAACACCUCCUCAGCUGAAGUGGAUAUAGAAACACCACAGCGGAGGACCUUUCUACGGAGAAGAAGCAUCGAAAGUGCCCUUGCUUCAAACACACUGCAUCCCCUGCCACAUGUGGGCUCAGAGACGCCACAGAGGAGGAGCUCUAUACAGAGAAAAAGCAUAGGAAGCACCCUCGCUUUACACACGCUGCAUGAGGUAUCUGCUGAGAGCAGGGAGACCUCAGCCUCUCCUGCUGUUCCUCACAGUCACACACAAAUGAAACAUUUUACCCCAUCAUCUGAAUCGCGCACCUCUGGACGAUUAAGCUCGCCAAAUGUGGGGAAUUACACUUUGCCCCCUGAUAUUGAUACUCCAGAGAUGCCACACAAGGCACCACCUCCAGCAUCAAAAGUUACUUUUUUAGAUCUACUCCUGCCCUUAACUCCACCACACUCGUAUAACUUGGACAUUCUUGUGGAGGACACUCCAGAGAGAGACUAUGGUCUGAAAGUUACUUGGAGAAAGAGGAAAAACAUUCUGAGAUCACUUAUAAGACGAGGCCUGCUGACUAGCCAGCAGGCUGAGGUUGUUGCCUAAUAUGACAUUGAACUGAGUGAACAUGAAAUUGUACAUACUGUAUGCCUACUUAGUGGAUGAUAUGAAUAAAGACACUAGGCAUGUUGCAUUUUGACCAAAUUGUCAUUUUGACCAAAUCAUUGCAAUGUGUCGUAUAAUAAAACACAAAACAUGUACACUGUGAAGGAAAUGGUCAAGGUACUGCAACUAUGCUGCUCAUUGAAACUGGGCUGCCUAUUGCCAAAUUUGAUCUUUACAUGAAAGUUUACUAAGUAAUAAACAAAUAUUUUCGA